Neohortaea acidophila is the source of this 1056-nucleotide messenger RNA. RefSeq lists its product as uncharacterized. The record is from RefSeq and is a predicted model, not a curated record. The coding region runs from base 163 to 579 and encodes 138 amino acids. Lineage: Eukaryota; Fungi; Ascomycota; Dothideomycetes; Mycosphaerellales; Teratosphaeriaceae. The transcript has a single exon.
CUCCUCCAUCUCGCUAUCCAUCCCAGCCUCCACCAUGCCGCCGCUUCCUACUCCCGCCGCCCUGCUGCCAGCGAGCUGAAGACUGGCGUUCGAGAUGCCGCCAAGUCAAUACAGUGCCGAUGUCGAUCGGAGGCUACUCGAGGAGAUGGCCAUGAGCCUUGAAUGCGGCCGACGCAUGGAGGCAGGAUGAGCCGACUUCUUGUCCGCCUUCUCGCCGCCGCAUCCAUUCUACCAACGCUGCCUGUCUCGUGGCCACUUUCCCUUCACCUUGGCGAACCCUCCGCCGCAAUUGCAAGGCCGUUGAAGAGAUCGGGCACACAAACGCCGUCUGAGCAGCAUGGCCCAGGAAGACUCCUCGCUGCACCCUUCGCCUCCUGCCUCCUCAUCCUGCCUCCUCAUCCUGCCUCCUCAUCCUGCCUCCUCAUCCUGCCUCCUCAUCCUGCCUCCCCAAUCUGCCUCCCCAAUCUGCCGCUCCCGCAAGUCAGCCGCAGAGAUUGCGCACAAGACGGCGCCGAUGACUACAACUCGUCCCGAGAGAGAGCGAAGUUGCCGCGCGAUCUUCCAAGCCACUACAGAUGAAGAGAUGGUCGGGGACACCACUGAAGUCAUGACUUCGCACGCUAGCGCAGGCCAUUGGGUGUGGGGGAUGGAAAGAGCGUAGACGCAUACCGAACUGGAGGGCGGAGAAGAAGUCAAAAGAGAUUGGCUGGGCAACACCGCAGCAUUCGUCUUCCGCAGCAUUGCUUGCCCCAGCGCAUCACCCACCUCACCGGCAUCAACCCUCCGGGGCCUUGGGUUAGGGUUAGGGGUCCAUAUGCAAUGUUAUCCUAACUGCUAUAGGGAUUACGCUCCAACCUGACUCCGCUGGUCUGCCUGUAGGCUCAUCGCAAAGCCAUACCUCGAAAGGCAGCCUAACUGUAUCUACAUUGGAGUUUUUAAAAAACUCCAUAGAAAAUCUACUAAAACCUCCAAGUUUUUUUAAAAAGUAAAAUAUAAAUGGAGUUUUUAAAAAUAUUAGUUUAUAAAGAUAGGAUUUAUAAAGUAAAGAGAUUAAAA